AAAUGUUGUUGAUAGUACCAUCUAAUCCACUUGCAUUUUCCUUUCUUUCUUUGGAACUAAUUUCUUCGAGUUAUGCUCUCAUUCCUCCUUUAGAAAAACUAGGAAAUGUCUUCAUCACGGACCUCUGCUGCUGCGGCGGCGACCACCGACUCCCAAGCUCCGCUCCUCCGCCCGCGUCAGCCGGAGUCCUCUGCGGCCCCGGCGUCCACGCUCGCUUUCUUGCUGAGCCGUGCCACUGGAAGGCGUGGUGCCUCCAUGCUGGUGCGGGAGACGGCAGCGCGUGAGCUUGAGGAUCGCCGCGUCGACUGGGGCUACUCCAAGCCCGUCGUGGCUCUAGACAUGCUCUGGAACACCGGCUUCGUGGCCGUGUCGGUGGCCAUGCUGAUCUGUACGGUAAAUGAGAAGCCUAAUACUCCAAUUCGACUCUGGAUCUGUGGGUAUGCUUUGCAGUGUUUGGUGCAUGUGGUGCUGGUGUGGUUGGAGUACAGGAGGAGGAACUCCAGGACGAAUGAUAGGGAUGAAGAGAGAGGUGAUGUAGGAAAUCCCAAUGAUAGUGAGGAUGAGGAGGAUAGCGUUGAAAGGGGCUCCUCCAGUUCCACACGGUCCAGCUUCACCAAGCGAUGUGAAUCCGUGAAUACAAUGGCAUCAUUUCUUUGGUGGAUAGUGGGUUUCUAUUGGGUAGUCUCUGGUGGUGAUGCGCUAAUGCACCUGGCUCCACGGUUGUACUGGUUGGCUGUUGUUUUUCUGGCGUUUGACGUGUUCUUUGCAAUAUUUUGUGUUGUUUUGGCAUGUUUGAUUGGAAUUGCUCUCUGUUGCUGCUUGCCAUGCAUUAUCGCUAUUCUUUAUGCUGUUGCAGGACAGGAAGGUGCAUCAGAAGCAGAUCUUAGUAUGCUUCCAAGAUAUAGAUUUGAAACAUUAACCAAUAAUGAAAAGCCUACUGUAGGAGCAGGCAAAAUGGUCCCCACUGAAACGAGCAGUGGAUACUUGGCAAAUGAACACAUGCUUUUACAUGAGGAUGCGGAAUGCUGUAUAUGUCUCACCUCAUACGAGGAUGGUGUAGAACUCCAUACCCUCCCUUGCAACCAUCAUUUCCAUGCAACAUGCAUUGUGAAAUGGCUUAAGAUGAAUGCAACGUGUCCUCUCUGCAAGUACAAUAUUGUCAAGGGAAAUGAACAGGUAUGAGGAGGUCAAGAGGCACAUAUAGCCUGAUUCUGUCCUGAAUACUUUGUAUGUUUGUUAUGUAUAGAAGAAAGUAAGGAAGAAAAAAUGAAGCGACACCAAAUUCUUGGUUUCAAUUUUCAUUUUAUAGACCUUUUGGAGUUGUGAAAUUCUUGUUGGUUGUAAUGGAUCCAUCUCCGAGCAUUAAAAUAGUUGAUUGAUUCACCUUAGACCCGAGGAGAUUCCAGGUUUCAUAGUUUCAUCCAAAUCUGACUUUAGCUAGAAGUA
Molecule: messenger RNA, 1446 nt
Organism: Rubroshorea leprosula
Lineage: Eukaryota; Viridiplantae; Streptophyta; Magnoliopsida; Malvales; Dipterocarpaceae
Source: the annotation of a GenBank genome assembly